Plasmodium gallinaceum is the source of this 3945-nucleotide messenger RNA. RefSeq names its product conserved Plasmodium protein, unknown function. NCBI's taxonomy places the organism in Eukaryota, Apicomplexa, Aconoidasida, Haemosporida, Plasmodiidae. The transcript has a single exon. The coding region runs from base 1 to 3945 and encodes 1314 amino acids. The record is from RefSeq and is a predicted model, not a curated record. Gene Ontology annotation, molecular function: protein binding.
AUGGAGGAAGAUAAUGAUAUUGAGGUAGAUAAUAUAUCAAAUAUAAAUAAAUUGAACAAAUCUAGUAUAUCUGAAAAUGUAAAUAAAAAUGUGCAUAAUGAAAUGAAUAAUGUAAAGAGUUUUAUUAAUAAUAUCUCAAAAAAAAACAUAAAUAAUGAAAAUAAUAAUAAAACAAAAUAUAAAAAUAACAUUUAUUAUAGUGAAUCAAAAAAUAGUGUAGAUAAUUCUCCAAAUACAUAUGACAAAAAAAUAAAGAAAAAUUACGAAAAUUCAAAAAAUACUAAUAAUUUAAAAUAUAUUAAUAGUGAUUCAAAUAGAAAUUUAAAUGUUAAUGAAAAUAAAAAUACUAAGUUGAAUUAUGAUAUAAAUUUAAACAAUAAUGUUAAAGAUAAUGUUAAUUAUGAAAAAUGUAUUAAUGAUAAAAUAAAUAGUACAAAAAAUAAUGAUGAUACUAAUAUUUAUGAUAACAUAAAUAACAAAGUUAAUUACAAUAAUAGUCUUGAUGACAAUGUAAAUAUUAGUAAUACAAAUAAUAUGAACAUUUGUAAUAAUAAUAACAUUCAUUUUAAUGAUAAUAAUAAUAAUAUUCAUGAUAAUAAUAUAUAUAAUAGUAAUAAUAAUAACAGUAUCAGUGAAAAUAAUAAAGAUUCUUGCAAUACAUGUAACAAUGAUGGUAAAAUUAAAGAUAGCAAUAUAAAUAAUAAUAGUAAUAAUACCAUUAUAAACAAAAAUAACUAUAGUGUUGAUAACAUUAAUAAUAGUAAUGAUAAUAUUAAUAACAAUAUAAAUAAUAAUAGUAAUAAUAACAAUAUUAGUGAAAAUAAUGGAGAUUCUAAUAAUACUUAUAAUAGUGAUGACAAUAUUAAUGAUAACAUUAGCGGUGAAAGUAGAGAAGGUUCUAAAAAUGCUUCUAAUGAUGAUAAUAAUACUAAUGAUAACAUUAGCGGUGAAAGUAGAGAAGGUUUUAAAAAUGCUUCUAAUGAUGAUGAUAAUACUAAUGAUAACAUUAGCGGUGAAAGUAGAGAAAGUUCUAAAAAUGCUUCUAAUGAUGAUGACAAUAUUAAUGAUAACAUUAUCAGUGAAAAUAGAGAAGGUUCUAAAAAUGCUUCUAAUGAUGAUAAUAAUAUAAAUAAUAAUAGUAAUAAAAAUAUCAACAAAAAUAGCAAUAGUGUUAACUAUGUUAAUAACAAUAAUGACAAUAAUAAUGAUAGUAACAAUGAUAUUAUCAACAAAAAUAACAUAAAUGUUUACGAUAUGAAUAAUAGUAAUUAUCAUUUUGAUAAUAGUAAUAAAAAUAGCAAUAUAAAUGAUAACAUUAUAAAUAAUAAUAAUAAAAUUAAUAAUAGCAAAAUUACCAAUAAUAUAAAUAAUAGUAGUGAUAAAACUAAGGAUAUACAUAAAAGUAAUAAUAGUAGUAGUUGUGGUAAUGAUAAACCCAAUAGUAAUAUUCAAUAUAAUGAAGAUAAUAAUGACAAUAAUAUUGAUUUUAAUAAUAAUAAUAAUAAUAAUAAUGACAAUGAAUAUAACAAAUUAAAUAAUUGUUAUUUGAAUAAAAAAAAUGAAUCAAAUUAUAUAGAAAGCAAUAAUUUAAAAUCAUAUAGUGAAAAAGAUUUAAAUGUAGUAGAAAUACAAACUAGAAAAGAUAAAACAUUUUUAAGUAAUUUUUCAAGUUCAUUAUCUAGAUCAGAUAGUAUGAAUAGUAAUUUAAUAAAAAUAAGCCAUAAAAAUGAAGAAUGGGAGCAAAAAAAAAAGUGGAAUUUUUCCUUUUUAUUUAAAAAUAUAAAAUCAAUAGUUGUAAAAAAUUAUAUUUUUGUAGCUAAAAAAUGUGGGAUACCUAAUCAGCCAAAUAAACCAGGUCCCGUUUUAGCUAUAAGUAUAGAAAAAGGAAAUAAAAAUGAAUCAAAUAAUAUAAUAGUUCAGACACCAUGUGCAUAUGAAAAAUAUUCAUUAAAAGGAAAAUUAAUUCAACAUAAAAGCUUAUAUCCUUGUACUAUUACUUGUAUGAUAAAUGGUAGCAUAGGUGGGAUAGGAAAAGUGGUUAUUUUAGGAACACAAAAUGGUUUUGUAUUAAUUUAUAAAAUUGACAAAUUUGAAUGUAUAUUGAAAUUAAAUACAAAAGAAUGCUUAAAAAGAUACUUUAGUAACUCUACGAAUAAUAGAAAAACUAUGAAUUAUACUAAUAUAAAAGACAAUAUAAUAAAUUAUUAUAAUAAUGAAGGAAAUAGUAAUAUGUUAAAUUUUUCAGUAUUAAAUGAUUUUGAUAAUGAUUUAUCAUAUCAGAUUUCAGGUAUCUCAGUUAAAUCAACUUUUGCUAAUUUUAUACAUUGGAUAAUUGCAGGUAAUAUGAAAGGAUACAUUUUUGUAUGGGAAGUACCAAGUGGAAACCUAAUAAAAAUCCUUAUUCACCCAAUUCAUUUUUUUAACGAUUUAAAAAAAAAAAAAAAUAAGUCAAAUAAUUAUUACUCUUCUAGUGAAAAUUUCAAUUACAAAAAAAAAAAAUUUAAAAAAAAAAAGAUAAUAAAAAAGAAAUAUAAUAAUGAAAAAAAUUUAAACAAAUAUGUGCAAAGUGAUAAAACAAAAACUCAGCAAACAAAAAAAAAUAGUAAACACACAAAAAAGUUAUCUGCUGACAGUAACAAUAAAAAGAAAAAUAGUUAUUUAAAUGCAAAAAUUAAUUCUUCAAGUGAUACUAGUUUCUGUAGUAAUACUUUAUACCAAAGAAAUUCUAAACUCGACAAAAAAUUGGUCGAAAAAAAGAAUAAAAUAAUUUAUGAAAAAAAUAAAAAAAGAAAUUUCCAAAAAGUUACUUCGAAAAAAAUGGAAAGAAGAACAGAAGUAAAAGAAAAAAAAAAGGUAAUUAAUAAUUAUAAGGAUAGACAAAGUGAUAAAGAAGAGAACAAAAUAAAUGAACAAGAAAAAAAAGAUAAUGAAGAAAAUGACAGUGAUGAAGAAAAUAAUAGUUAUGAAGAAAAUAAUAGUGAUAAAGAAAAUGACAGUGAUGAAGAAAAUGACAGUGAUGAAGAAAAUUAUAGUGAUGAAGAAAAUGACAGUGAUGAAGAAAAUGACAGUGAUGAAGAAAAUGAAAGUGAUGAAGAAACUGAUAGUGAUGAAGAAAAUGAAAGUGAUGAAGAAAAUGAUAGUUAUGAAGAAAAUGAUAGUGAUGAAGAAAAUGAUAGUUAUGAAGAAAAUAGCAGUUCCGAAGAAAAUAGAAAUGAUGAAGAAAAUAAUGAAAAACAUGACGAUAAUCAUCAUAAAAGAAAUAAUUCUGGUGAUAAUUAUUUAACCGAUUCUGAUGAACAUAACUCUAUUAAUAAAGAGAGUAAAAGAAUAAAAUUAAAAAAGAAAUCUCAGUAUCAUCAGAAAAAUGUUUCAAAUAAGUGUUACGUAUCGGCUAUACUAGCCGUCACACAUAAAUAUGAGUUGUGGGUGGCAUUUGGUAAUGGUUAUAUAGCUGUUUAUGAUUUAUAUGAUUUUCAGUUACUUCUUUAUACAUGUAUUUCAAAAAGUCCAAUAAUGGAUUUAAAAUAUUCGAAAAUAUUAGAAGAUGUUUUAUUAUUAAUUGGUAAUAACUAUUUAUCGGUGUGGGACACCAAAACAUUAAAGCAAACUAAAAAAAUACCAACUAAUCAAAUUAUUAAAAAUUCUUCAUUAUCUACUCUAUAUUUAUUAGAACCACCCAACUCAUGGAAAUAUAAAAAGGUAGUCCUCAUUGCCGGAUGUAAUAAUGGAUCAUUGUGUGUAACUAAUAUAACAAAAAAAAUGGAUGGUGAUUUAAUUUUUUCAUAUAUUAAAACUUACGAUAAGCAAUUUGAACCUUUUGUUCCAAUCAGCUACAUAUAUAUUGAACCUAGUAUUAAUGCAGCUUUCGUUGGAGAUGCCAGUGGUGUUGUUUUUACUCUACCAAAAAUUUUAAACACUCUAAAGUAUGAUGAUAAUUCUACAUAA